AUGGGAGGCGCAAACGCUAUGAAGGCAGUAGCAAAGGUGACUAGGACAUUACCGGUGAAUGGAGGUGCCCGGCAGCUCACGGUGGAGAACCACCCGGUCUCGGUUGCUGCCGUGUCCGCCCGCUCACCGACAGAGAUGGAGGCGCCACUGAUGGCUUCUUCGUCACAAUUGAAGGAGGAGCUGAGAGUUACAGCCGGCGAGCCUUUGCCUAGGGUUAUAUUUAUUGGACUGCCGACUCUUCAGGAAGCUAGAGAGGCCACUUCUGAACUAUCUCACGCUGGCCGAUUAUUUCUAGCCUCAUCUAAUUCUGUUCGACAUGAGGACAUGGCAGUAGCAGAUCAACAUCCAAGCUCAUUGCUGCGGUCCAACUCACAUUUGCCUACGAGUGCUAUUCAAGCAUUUCAGCUUCUAUAUGAAAGCCCUCCAGUUCAGAAUGCUGUUUCUUCUAUUGUUGCUGAUUCAAAUGUGUGGAAUGCUGUGAUACAAAACCAAGACUUUCAGGAUUUUCUCCAGUCACGCAGGAGCCUCGCUCCAAGUAAUCUCGAUCAGCCGUCUCUGGGUACAAUUGAUGAUGAUGCUUCUUUUGAGUCGAUUACAAAUUUUUUGCAGACUAUAAAGGGGAUAGUGGUGGACGUGAUGGAUUGCAUGAUCCAUUGGUCUGUAUUGUUCAAAAAUUUAACUGAAGCUGAUCGAAUGCCUCGAAAUGAUGAUGGAAGUACAAUAUUCGACUCUUCAAAUAAUUUGGUAAAAUCGAUUGUUGGGUUGGUGGUCUCGGUGAUUAUGAUGAUUUUGAUGAAACGUAUUAAAUGA
Fraxinus pennsylvanica is the source of this 810-nucleotide messenger RNA. The record is from the annotation of a GenBank genome assembly. Lineage: Eukaryota; Viridiplantae; Streptophyta; Magnoliopsida; Lamiales; Oleaceae.